GUUACUCAAACCCUUAGGUAACUCACGACUCAUCACCAGUGGGCUUCAAUUAGCUCAAUCACAGGGUUGCUAGCUGUCACUUGGCGGCCUCUACAGACAGCGUUGCCGUUCGGGUUUGUCAUCUCGACGUCUAGUGGUCAUUGUGACCGUGACCAUCUUUGCCAAGACCAAUCCGUCCGUCUCUUGCCGCGGGGCAUUGCUCAACCCCGAAAUCUUCGACUUCGGGCUUCUUUUCUCUCUCUUCACCCUCAUUGAUUCAAGUAACUCAUCAACAGCAACACCCCAAACAACCGCCCAACAUGCACAUCCUCCUCACCAACGAUGACGGCCCCCCGUCGCCUCACUCCUCCCCUUACGUGCACUCCCUCGUCCACCAACUCCAGCAGGCCGGCCACGUCGUCUCUGUGUGUCUGCCGCACACCCAACGCUCCUGGAUCGGCAAAGCGCACAUGAUCGGCCAGACUGUGAAGCCGCUCUACUAUCGCCCCUCCACGGAGGGCCUCUUCGGUACCGAGGGCACGACCUCGACGCGGCCCUCGGCCACCGGCGCCGACGAUGAGUGGAUCCUCGUCGACGGCACCCCGGCCUCGUGCGUGCAGAUCGGUCUGCAUCACUUCUUCCAGGAGCGCGGCCCCAUCGACCUCGUCGUCAGCGGACCUAACUACGGCCGCAACACGACAGCCGUCUUCGCCCUGAGCUCAGGCACACUGGGCGGCGCUCUCGAGGCCGCCGUCUGUAAGCGCAAGGCCAUCGCCCUGAGCUACGCCUUCUUCUCGCGGAACCAUGACCCCGUCAUCAUUGAAGGUGCGGCGAGACACUCGGUCAAGGUCGUCGAGAAGCUGUAUCAGCAAUGGCCGGCCGGCGACGAGGUUGAUUUGUACAGCGUCAAUGUACCGCUCGUUGAAGGCGUCGAGACGCACAAGACGUACUUUACCAACAUGCUGCAAAACUACUGGCGCGACGGCAGCUGCUUCCAGGAGAUUGAUGGAGAUGUCGGCGAUGAGGACGAGGAGGAGCAGAAGAUCCGAGAGGGGACUGGUGGUGAGGCAUGGGGCGGUGAGAGAGAAAAGACGGAUGGCGAGGGUCCAGGUGGACACAAGCACAAGCACUUCAAGUGGGCGCCGAGAUUCACGGAUGUGUAUCAGAGCGUUGAAGAGGCGGCGCCUGGCAACGAUGGGUGGGCUGUCAAGGAGGGCUACACGAGUGUCACGCCGCUCAAGGCCAAUUUCUGGCAUGCUGCCGAGCAACUUCACCAAAAGGAGUUGAUUCUUGACAGCCCUCAGGUCGAUGGAAUCUCGAAGGAACAUGCUGCGUCCUCGACUAAGCUUCCUAUUAGAAGCGACCCUACCAAGAACGAGCAGCCAGUCGCCGUCACGAACCCAAAGUUCCACGCCUUGAUCAACUACGAGGACCCAUAUGUCCAGCCUCUCAUUCUCGGGGCCAUGCAACGGCUCUUCCCUGGCGCCUACUCCCUCAUCCCGACACCUGCCGGAUCGGCCGGUGCCGGCGCCGUCCUCGCGGCUGCUCUCCCGUCCCCAGACACCAAGAUCCUGCACAUAGCACCGUACGAAUCCCUUGAUUUCGACCACGUCGCCGCGCACCCGUCCACGGCACUCGUCAACAGCUACAUCAUCCGCAAGGCCCUCAUCCGGAAACAUUAUCUCUCGUCGACGGUGGACCACUGGAUCGCGAAACACCCUAGCUCUUCGCUCAAGACGCACGUCAAGCGCGGCGAGCACUUUGAGGUUGACUACGCCGAGUUUCUGGACGACGCGCUCGUCGAGGCGUUUGAUCUACGGGAGAGCAUGGACAGGAACGAGAACAUCGUAGAGGAUGAAGGGGACAAGGACAAUAAGGAGUGGUGGAUAUUGAAGCCGGGGAUGAGUGACCGCGGGCAGGGGAUCCGGCUGUUCAGGUCGAUGGAAGAGUUGCAGGGAAUUUUUGAUGAGUGGGAGGAAGGCAGGCCCGACAGCGACGACGAGGACGAGGACGUGAACGAGGACGAAGAGGUAGCAAAGGUCGAGGGUACAAAGGGAGGUGACUACAUAACGACGUCGCACCUCCGCCAUUUCAUCGCCCAGCCGUACAUCCACCCGCCCCUUCUACUCCCGGGCGACGCACGCAAAUUCCACAUCCGCACGUACGUCCUUUGCGUCGGCAGCCUCGACGUCUACGUUUACAGGCCGAUGCUAGCGCUGUUCGCAGGUAAGGCGUAUCGCGCGCCGUGGGAGGAUGCGGACCUGGACGGUCAUUUGACGAACACCUGCCUCCAGGGCGGGCAGGAGAAUCCCGCUCUGCCGGCCGUGAAGCAGUUCUGGGACCUCGUGGCCUCGGGGGACGAGGAGGACAAGGGCAACCGAGGUCUGCCGGUUGAAACGGCGGAGGGUAUCUUUGAGCGCAUCUGCGAGGUGACGGGAGAUAUAUUCGAGGCGGCAGCGCGCGAGAUGACGAUUCACUUCCAGCCGUUGGGCAACGCAUUUGAAGUCUUCGGCCUUGAUUUUCUGGUGGAUGCCGAGGCGAGGCCGUGGCUGCUCGAGGUGAACUCGUUCCCGGACUUCAAGCAGACAGGUGGGGACCUGAAGGGCGUCGUCGCCGGGUUCUGGGAAGAGUCGCUGAGAACGGCCGUUGGCGGGUUCUUUGGCGUUGAGGCCGAGGGUGCGGCGUCUGGCGAGAUGAUCCGUGUCAGACGGGUCGAGCUCGGGAGACGAUGAGGGAGACGGUCUUGUUACUUGGCAAUCGAAGAUGAGGUGCGUAUACACUUAGAUUCGUCUGAACGGCCAGGCAGAUAGAAGAAAAGAAAAAAAAGAACAACAAGGAUUGAAAAGGCAUAUAUCAUCACGUAUUCUGGGAAGGCCUCUUUAAGAUCCGGACAAGAUGAUGAUGCUAUUCAAUGGGAAACCCCAAUCGGUAUGACACAACAUAUCAAAUACAUACAUACAUCUCUCCUCACCUGGUAUGACAAGGCAGAACUCCCUCUCCAGAGUCUCUGACUUUCUACCGCGCCCACGAGGCUCCGAAAUACCUUGGAAAUCCUGCAUCGUCGUCAUCGUCGUCAGGCAAAGGAAAGAGUGAUGUCGCAAAUCGCCAAGGCGCGAUGAUCUCCAUGCCCCCUUCACUACGCCCUCCAAGGCUGCCAAGAUAACGGGAACUAAGAAUCUUGGCUCUUUUUUUCUGCGCUUUGUAUAUGGGUCUUGGCACUUGGGGAUGGAGGCAUCCGUCCAGGGCCGCAGCACAGUAUCCAACGCUUGCCAAGCGUUGCCAAGAAGGGGCCGCGAAGUACACACACACACACCCAGUCAUCCAUAGAGGGUCAUACCUGUCAUUUUCUGUCCAAGAAUGCCAUUUUUGGAUGACUGGCACUCGUCUUUGUAACUCGUCUUUUUCCUUCGGAUGUUUCCCAAGAUACUAUAAUUGCGAUUGUGGCAGACGAGGCAUUUCCUGGCCCGGCAGCCGGAUAUUGGGGCGUGUAAUGAUUCGAAUUGAUACAACGACAAGACGGCGAGACCGUACCCAUGGGACCGCCGAUCGGGGGUACACAGAGGCCAGGCGCAGGCGCAAUCGCCCUCGGAGCCUUU
This is a messenger RNA of Colletotrichum destructivum, 3575 nucleotides long. Its product is annotated as Putative survival protein SurE-like phosphatase/nucleotidase. The record is from RefSeq and is a predicted model, not a curated record. Lineage: Eukaryota; Fungi; Ascomycota; Sordariomycetes; Glomerellales; Glomerellaceae. Bases 300 to 2711 code for a protein of 803 amino acids. Gene Ontology annotation, cellular component: P-body. Gene Ontology annotation, molecular function: hydrolase activity. Gene Ontology annotation, biological process: protein modification process. The transcript is spliced from 3 exons.